Metarhizium robertsii ARSEF 23 is the source of this 582-nucleotide messenger RNA. RefSeq lists its product as uncharacterized. The coding region runs from base 1 to 582 and encodes 193 amino acids. NCBI's taxonomy places the organism in Eukaryota, Fungi, Ascomycota, Sordariomycetes, Hypocreales, Clavicipitaceae. The record is from RefSeq and is a predicted model, not a curated record. The transcript has a single exon.
AUGCUCGCCCUUACCAUUUUACUGAGUGCCGCCGCGGGGGUCAACGCGAUUAUCGGCGGCGAAGUUAAAGCCGUCCAGAUCUCAGAGACACAAUUUAUUUGUGCCGAUAACUGUGUCUUUGGCGGUAUCUACCUUGCUCAGAAGGGACACUAUUGCCCGGCGGAAGAAGUUGCUCGCUUUGAGAAAGACGGCGAGGUCUUUAUACCCGAUCCCUAUGACUGCAGAGGAAGCAAUCAGGCAACAGGAUAUGUAUAUGCCCCGCUCAAGGACGAAGACAAAGACAAAAUAGAAAAUUGCCGUCUGCACACAGGAGAUGCUACCGACGACUAUGCAUGCACAGCUAACAGGAUAGUCGAUGGUGGUGGUACCAAGAUACUCCAGUUGUCAGAAGUGGUAGAGAUGUUGAAAUCGACCACGGCAAACACUGCUGACAACAACAAGCCUGCUCCACCAAAGUCCAAGGAGGAGUGUGCGCAGAUAGCCCGUCAGAAGUAUCUCGAGUGCCACGACAAAACCGGCGACUUCGACGAGUGUCAAAAUCAAGGCGCAGAAGUAUUUCAAAACUGCCGGGAUGGGAAGUAA